GCAGCAGCAGAUUCAGACAGACUUCAUCCGCUCGCCUCAGGAAGAGAAUUCAGCCAUCUCUCAGAUCACUACAAAUAUCAGUCUCUAAAUCCAGAAAUCACAUUAAGCUUUGGAGGAAUACCGCGAUCAACGGGAACAGAGACAAAGUGGAAGGAAAGAGCAUCUCGAUAAGUUUAAUUGAUGACAUCCAUUGGAUACAAAACAUCUUGAAAUAGGGAAUGGACUAAUUGACGGGGGAUGGUCGGUCUUGCAUCAUAAGGAAAGUCGCCUUGCCCACCUGACACAUGAGGACAGCUCAUUGUACAGGGAUCAUGAGGGCUGUGCUUUAGUGAGAUAUCAAAGGGUUCCGGUAAUGUGCCAUGGGGUACGACGUCACCAGGUUCCAAGGAGAGGUGGACGAGGAUCUGUUAUGUCCCAUCUGCAGCGGGGUGCUGGAGGAGCCAGUGCAGGCCCCGCACUGUGAGCACGCCUUCUGUAAUGCCUGCAUCACACAGUGGUUUGCACAGCAGCAGAUCUGCCCCGUGGACCGCACCGUCGUGACCCUUGCCCACCUUCGACCCGUCCCCCGCAUCAUGCGUAACAUGCUUUCCAAGCUGCAGAUCUCCUGUGAUAACGCCGGCUUCGGCUGCACGGCCACCCUUCGGCUCGACCAGCUGCAGUCACACCUCAAGGACUGCGAGCACAACCCCAAACGACCCGUCACAUGUGAGGAAGGUUGCGGGCUAGAAAUGCCCAAAGAUGAGAUGCCAAAUCACAACUGUAUUAAGCAUCUACGCAGUGUGGUGCAGCAACAGCAGACCAAGAUUGCAGAUCUGGAGAAGACUGCCGCUGAGCACAAGCACCAACUUGCAGAACAGAAACGUGAUAUCCAGCUCCUGAAAGCUUACAUGCGAGCAAUACGCAGCGCUAACCCUAACCUACAGAACCUGGAGGAGAGCAUAGAGUACAAUGAGAUCCUGGAAUGGGUGAACUCUCUCCAGCCUGCUCGCGUGACCCGCUGGGGAGGAAUGAUCUCUACACCUGAUGCCGUCCUCCAGGCCGUCAUCAAACGGUCGCUCAUAGACAGUGGAUGCCCUUUGUCGAUCGUUAAUGACCUCAUCGAGAACGCCCACGAGCGUAACUGGCCCCAAGGCUUGGCCACGCUGGAGACACGGCAGAUGAACCGCCGAUAUUACGAAAACUAUGUGGCCAAGCGCAUUCCGGGUAAGCAGGCCGUGGUGGUGAUGGCCUGCGAGAAUCAGCACAUGGGUGAAGAUAUGAUUCUGGAGCCGGGUUUGGUUAUGAUCUUCGCUCAUGGAGUUGAAGAGAUCUUAUAGUCUGUACAUAGGUGGGUCCAAAUGAUGAAGAGCAGAAAGGGGUUUACAAAAACUGAAUUAAUUCCCACCCUCCCCCAUCUAAAAAAUUCUUAAUUCAUCCCACUAAAAAUAUCAAGACCCCUUCAGCAGUCUUUACCUCAAAUUUUCUGGAAGGACGCAGGCAGAGAAAGCUCUCCGCUCAUUUGAGGACCUCCAGCAUUCCCGUUCUCUUUGCCUUAAUAGGACAUUUUUCAAAAAGUGGACCCUAAUGAUAAAAACCAACUUGAAACAUUAUCAGGGAAGAUGGUACAUGUAUGUUUAACAUUAACAUUGAAAUCGAAAGGAUUUGAAGUGAUGUCUAAUUUCCCCUUUAACAUUUAUUUCCCUCUUGAGAGCAAAUACAUGUCACUCGCAGCUUUCAGUGGUGUAAAAGACCAGUCAAUUCUUGUAAAUACAGAUGAUAAAGAAAUAUAGACAAAUAUGCUAUCUGUUCUUGUUCUAAUAGGGUAGACAUUUUUGCUUCAUCUCAGUUUGCUAUUUAGAGUAGUGUGUUUUAGCUACCAUGGAUCUCAAUGUUUUUAUUUUAAGAGAGCUAUGAUUAAAGUAUGCUAGAUAAAGAACUCUCUACUCUGUGUUUUGGAAAAACAAGAUGUCAUGAAUCUCGUUUUGUGAAGAUGUUUGUUUUUCUUGAGAGGAAAGAGUGAAGGAGAGGAUUUUAAUGAUGGAAAUCAACAGCUGAUAUUCUACACUGCUCUCUUGAGUUUUAUGUGCAACCAGACACUCUAAAUUUUCAAUUAAUUUUUUUCUCCAGAAACAAUAUUUUGUAUUAUUUUCUACUGGCAUCACUGGUUUUCUCACUAUUAUUAAUCCAAACCAGAAUGUUUUUUUUUUCUUUAAGACAGUCUUAAUGACCUCAAAGGUUUCUUCUAGGUGAUUUAGCGAAACCAUAAAUGAUGGAUGAAAUGUAUGAUGAAGUAUACACACAUUGUGAAAAAUGACCAACCUACAGCUGAUGUAAAAACAUAAUGUCUGCAGAUGCUCAACCAUAUCUGGACCUGUUUACUGUGGUUUACAUCCAAACCGUUUUUUUUUUUUUUUUUUUUUUUUUUAAAUCCAUCAUUUGCCACAGCACCUCUUGACGAAUUUUAAAGAAUAAAGAGAGAUGGGACGGUUGUAUGUUUGUGUAUAUUGUGCAAUUGGUUUAAGAAUUUAUUUUGCAUAUUUUACGUACCUUCAUUGUACAUAGUUGAUUUAAGAAUCAGUUUAAUUUGUGUUGUACGACAGUUGUCUCUGCAACCAAAGUGUUUUAUUGUGUUGAAUCCACAUUGUGCUUGCUCUUUUUUUUGUUGUCGUUUGUUAUUGCGUGGACACCGAAAAUGUAAGUUCAGCAAUUCUGAAAUGUAUCUUUGGAGCUAUUGUGUGUCACCUGCUUCAGUGUUACAUAGACCUGAAUGCUCAGUGCGUUGUUUACAGUAGCUUUUUUUUGCAAAUGUUGUUUAAUAAGAGCUGAAAACUAAGGACCCAGAAUGUUUUUAACUGCAAUAUUCAGCCGGGUCUGUGUGAAUUAGAGAAAAAUGUCUGUGAACUUUGCCUUAUCACACUUCAUUCGACACUUUACUGCAUGAUCGCUGUAUUAAUGUGUCACAUGGCUUCUCUGCACAUCAUCUCACAAUCGCACCCUGAAGCUGGAGAGAUUAAACAUGAUGACCCAGUGUAUUCCACUCCUUGGUUCUGAUGGAUCUGAUCACCUUCUGUUAGAAAGUGUCGUUCAUUAAGUAAAGGUUCACUUCAUUUUGUGCUCAGUUUAAUGAGACCGAUCCAUCUCUUAUUGGACAUGCAAGACUUUCUUGACUCUCAGGAUUUAUCAUCUGAUGUCAGGGAUGAAACAUUCAAAGAGCUCAUGUUUCCUGCUGCAGCAUUGUCCGUGGAUGUGGCAUUCUUCUGUUUGUUUGUUUUUGUCUUUCAUUCUUGCUUUUGUGCUGUGGGUUACUGAAAGAAUAUGAAUAAAUAUAAUUGAUUUUGCAAUAUGA
Molecule: messenger RNA, 3325 nt
Organism: Ctenopharyngodon idella (grass carp)
Lineage: Eukaryota; Metazoa; Chordata; Actinopteri; Cypriniformes; Xenocyprididae
Gene: rnf41
Product: ring finger protein 41
Exons: 8
Coding region: 360-1316 (318 amino acids)
Biological process (GO): positive regulation of JNK cascade; protein K63-linked ubiquitination; regulation of canonical NF-kappaB signal transduction
Cellular component (GO): plasma membrane signaling receptor complex
Molecular function (GO): zinc ion binding; ubiquitin protein ligase activity
Source: RefSeq, a predicted model, not a curated record